AUGAAUCCACUAUAUACAAAAUCUAAAUUUAAAACGACCGAAUUUGCUAAUAAUGAAAAUAAGGGGGUGAAAUUCAUAAACAAAUAUAAAACUAAUGUGAAUAAUACUUAUAGCAAAAAUAUUGCGAAUGCACAGAGCACGCAGUUGACACAUAAAAAUGGAAUAAUGAAAAAUUCGAAUAUAAAAAAUAAAGGAAAUAUUAAUAAUUCAUUUAAAUACCCUCUAAAAAGUACUUUAAAAAAUAAUUUUAAAAGUAAUUUAAAAGGGGAUAUGAAAAAUAUAUCAAAUGUUCAAUCGAAUAUUCAAUCGAAUAUUCAAUCAAAUAUUCAAUCAAAUGUUCAACCAAAUAUUCAACCAAAUAUUCAAACAAAUAUUCAUUCAAAUAAAAUAGCCCCAUUUCAUCUGAACAAAUCCAAUUAUAAUGGAUACAAUAAUGAAGAAAAACAAAAUGACUUUAUGAAUACAAGGAAACAUAUUAUAGUUGAUAAUAUGAGAAAUCCACCUGUCAUUUCAUCUUCUAAUAGGUUAAUAUCUGAAAUGAAAAAGGAUCAAUUAAUUACGAGUAAAAAUAAUGAGGACCAAAAUGUGAACGAUGAGAAUCUUACGAACAAGUAUGAAAAUAAUAAUAAUAAUAAUAAUAUCAAUAUUGUUAGUAGUAGUAAUAGUAUCCAUCAUAAUAAUAGUAGUAAUAUUAAAAUGAUCAAUAUUUAUAACAAAUUCCAAGGCAAUAAUAAAAAUAAGUGUCCUAAUAAAUCAUAUAAUAUGUGUAAAACUUUUCGUAGUAACGAAUGUGAUAAAGAUCAUAUAAUGAGCUCAGAAAAUCUUGUCUACACGUAUUCCUCUCCUAUUAAAAGAAAAUAUGAUGUCAUAGAUAAUUCUAGAAAUAUGGAUGACAAGGACAUGAAUGAAAUGGUUGCAGGUAACAAGAAGUUUGUAGGUAAAAAUUAUUACUUGGAUAAAAAUAUGAAUGACGAGGAAUAUAAUAAUUAUGAUAAAUUUGGAGAUAUGAAUAUGUCUUAUAAUAUUAUAAAAGACACAACACAUAGGGAGAAAGAUAAUGACGAUUGUAAUGACAAUUGGAAUGAUUAUAAUAAGAUAAAUAAUAAUAUACAUAACUUGAAGGUUAAUAAUAAUAAAGAUGUAGAUAUAUUAUUUCAUAAUCAGAAUAUUAAUAAAAAAGAAAUAAAUAAUAAUAUUCAACCAUUUAAUAAAAGGGAUGAUGAAGAUAUUAUUUUAAAUAGAUCUUACCCAAGAAUAAGUAUGAGUGUAAAGAAUGACACGUUUAAUUCAAAUUCUCUUGGUAGGAAUUAUACAAAUUUUGAGCGCUUAAAAUAUAAUAAUAACAACAAUAAUAAUAUCAAUAAUAAUAAUAUUAACAAUAAUAAUAAUAUUAACAAUAAUAAUAAUAUGAAUAUUAGUUACAGUAGUGUUCGUUUUAGUCAUGUUAAAGAAGACCCUGCUCUUUCUCUUGCUGUUCCAACUGAUACAUACUAUGAUAUAAAUGAUAUAGUUAAUAAUAAUAUGAGUAUCAAAAAAAAAAUGAUGAUGAGCACCAAUCCUUACCUUGAGAAGGGAGCAGUAUUGAAUGGUAAUAUGAGCACAUAUAAAAAUGAGAAAAUUAUGAAAUCGUAUAAGCCAACCCUCCCCCUAAACAACGAAAUUAAUAAUAAUAUUAACAAUAUUAACAAUAUUAACAAUAUUAAAAAUAUUAACAAUAUUAACAAUAUUAACAAUAUUAAAAAUAUUAACAAUAAUAAUAAUAAUAUUAAUAUUAGUAGUAGUAGUAGUAAUAAAGUUUUAUAUAGUCAUCAUAGCUCUAUGGUAAGAAGUCAUCGUAGCAAUGUGCCACAUUAUAUAAGCGAUACAAACAGUGAUAAAUUUUUGAUGAACAGAAGAGAUAAUAUUAAUAAUAGAGAUGUUUUAAAUAUAUAUAGUGCUGACGGUUUAAAUGAAGAAAAUAAUAAUAAUAAUAAUAAUAAUAAUAGGAGGUCAAGUAUAUUUAAUGUAAAUACAAAUAUGAAUAGGAACAAUUUAAAAAAAAAAGAUAUAUCCAAUGUGUCUAUGUUGUCUAAUAUGUCUAAGAAAAAGUUUAGCUGUUUAAUAAAAAAUGAUGUGGAAAGCGAAAAAGGAAUAGGUCGUGCAAGUGUUGUCUUGAUGGAUUCAGAAAAAAAAGGAGGAUGUGGAAUAAAUAAUAUGAUGAUAAAUUCUAAUGGUAUGAAUUUUAAGAACUCCUCAAAUCAGAUCAAUUUUUAUAGUACAAAUAAUGAGAAUAAUAAUAAUGAUGAUAAUAAUAAUUAUGAUGAUAAUGAUAAUAAUGAUGAUAAUAAUAAUUAUGAUGAUAAUAAUAAUUAUGAUGAUAAUAAUAAUUAUUAUGAUGAUGAUAAUAAUAUGAUAAAGGACAUAAAUUUAAAUAAAAAUAUGUAUAAUAUAGAUAAGAAUUUAUUAUAUAGUGAUAAUUAUUAUGAUGAAUCAUAUAUUAAUAAAUAUGGAGAAUGUGAUUAUCAAAAAAGGCAGAUAAUGGAAGAGAGUGGUACUUAUUUUUUUAAUAACACUUAUAAUAAUGAUAUGAAUAAUAUGACACAUAAAAAUGGACAUUUAAAUAAAUCCGUAUUAAGAAGUAAGAGAUAUAAUUUAGAUAAUUAUAAAAAUAAUGACAAUGAAUAUUUAUAUUUUCAGAAUAUGAUUCAUAAUAUUACAAAAUAUAAUAAUGAAGAAAAUGAUAUAAAUAAUUUAUAUAAAAAUGUUAUGAACCUUAAUAAUUAUUGUUUAAAUUUUACUAGCGAAAAUGAAUGUAUAAAUGAAAUAUUAAACUUAUCGAAUGAGGUGAAUACUAAUAUACAGGAUAUUCAACAAAUUCUUUAUGACAAAAAAAAAGUCGUUCAAGAUAAACGACAUAUGGUUAAUAAAGAAUAUGAACUUACAUGUCAAAAAUUAAAAGAGUGUGAAUCCAUUUUUUGUGAUUCCAAUGAUGAACAUGGAGAAAAAAAAUUGACAGUAUUUUAUGAAAUUGAUGAAAAGAAAAAUUUAUUGAAAAAUACAUAUGAGAUAAAAA
Plasmodium gaboni is the source of this 3052-nucleotide messenger RNA. RefSeq names its product putative cyclin related protein. The record is from RefSeq and is a predicted model, not a curated record. The transcript has a single exon. Lineage: Eukaryota; Apicomplexa; Aconoidasida; Haemosporida; Plasmodiidae. The annotation marks the transcript as partial.